Messenger RNA from Exophiala aquamarina CBS 119918, 1284 nucleotides. Its product is annotated as acetyltransferase. The coding region runs from base 1 to 1284 and encodes 427 amino acids. NCBI's taxonomy places the organism in Eukaryota, Fungi, Ascomycota, Eurotiomycetes, Chaetothyriales, Herpotrichiellaceae. Gene Ontology annotation, cellular component: endomembrane system. The transcript is spliced from 2 exons. Gene Ontology annotation, molecular function: acyltransferase activity. The record is from RefSeq and is a predicted model, not a curated record.
AUGGGUACCACCGAUGACGAACCCUUACGAAAGCGCAGUUCCCAAUCCAUCAAGACUUCUGACGGCGGCAGCAUACCUGAGACAAAUGGCGUCCUCAGUCCACUAUUAGAAAAAUAUGGCCACCCGGCAGGAGAAGUUAAGCACGGGACGUUUUCGCAAAUAUUUCGGGCAAUAUCGCUGAUGACAUGGUUGAACUGCUGUGCCUUCUCCAUCAACGCAACCCAGUUUGUCGGUGCUCCGCUAUACUGGUACAACCAAAAUUACUAUUAUGCAUGGAUGGCAUUGACAAAACAAUCCUUUGGGAUCUGUGGAACCGCGGGCACGCGGUGGUUCGCCCCGACCAAAGUGCGGGUGAGUUGGGAUCCGGAGUUAAAAGGACAGUUCCGUGUAUCGAGCAAAGGCACACUAGAGACGACAUUCCCGGAGAGAUUGGUUUAUGUUUCAAAUCAUCAGGUCUAUACGGAGUGGCUGUACCUCUGGUGGAUAGCCUAUACCAGCCGUAUGCAUGGGCACAUCUAUAUUAUCCUGAAAGAGUCCCUGAAGUAUGUCCCUCUUUUGGGCCCUGGCAUGAUGUUUUAUGGAUUCAUCUUCAUGGCUCGGAAAUGGGCUUCGGACAAACCGCGCCUGCAGCAUCGUCUGGAGAAAUUGAAAACUCGGCAUAGCGGUCCACUAUCUGGAUCUGCCGGUUUGGAUCCCAUGUGGUUACUGAUCUUCCCCGAGGGCACCAACUUGUCACGCAACACCAUCAAAGGAAGCGCACGGUGGGCCGAGAAGCAGGGCAUUGCAAAAACCAGGCACCUUCUCCUACCUAGAAGCACUGGACUGUUCUUCUGUCUCCAGCAAUUACAAGGCACCGUAGAUUGGGUUUACGACUGCACCAUCGCCUACGAAGGCACUCCAAAAGGCGGCUUCGCUCCAGAAUACUUCACAAUCCGAUCUACAUACCUCCAAGGACGACCGCCCAAAUGCGUGAACAUGCACUGGCGGCGUUUCGCCGUAUCGAGCAUCCCACUCACUGACGCCAAGGAAUUCGAGCAAUGGCUUCUGGCCCGUUGGCGUGAAAAGGACGACCUUCUGGAACAGUGGUACAACACCGGUAGAUUCCCCGGUGACGCCGCUUCCGCAGACGAAUCCAAGGGCAUCUCUAAGACCGGCUUUAUUGAGACCGACAUUACGCUCAACAGCUGGUUGGAGAUCGGCCAGAUCUUUGUUGUUCUCGUGACUGUCGCUUUGGUGGUUAAUGUCGUUUUGAAGUUCGUGGGCUUGUUUAUGACGCUGAGAUGA